This is a messenger RNA of Rasamsonia emersonii CBS 393.64, 837 nucleotides long. RefSeq lists its product as uncharacterized. The coding region runs from base 1 to 837 and encodes 278 amino acids. The record is from RefSeq and is a predicted model, not a curated record. The transcript has 10 exons. NCBI's taxonomy places the organism in Eukaryota, Fungi, Ascomycota, Eurotiomycetes, Eurotiales, Trichocomaceae.
AUGAUUAUACUCCAUCAAGCACAAACCACUCAGACCCUGUUCACAAGCCUAGGACUCAUUUCCAAGGAUCUGCCUUCUAUGACAGGUCUGGGCAGAAGCAGUGACAGUGCCAAUGUUCAUGGUUCAGAUUCAGGACUACAUGAUGAAGACACAGGCCAGAAGGCUAGACCUGAUCUGGGUCUUUGGUUUUUUUUCUUUUUUUUCUUUUUUUUGGGUUACUUUACAUCAUGGAGAGCCCAACAUCCACUGUCGCCCAUGUGUAACAGUACAUACAGUGCAAAAAUUAGUGGAUCAAACUCUAGUCUGAAAUCGGAAUGGAUUGAAGGUCUGGCCACUUACAGAUUCCCAUUGCCCCAGGUUUUGCUGGACAAUGGCAGUCCGGUGAUAAUUUAUAUUAUCACUCUUUUCUCACCUCCUUCUACUAAAUCAACUUGUCACAUUGCAAACAAAAACCUACUAUCUACAAGCACAAAGUAUCACUCAGAAUUCACAAUGACUCGCUCACAUAAACUGAAUAACCGUGACCAUGUUGCCAUUUCAGAUGGUACUUCGACACCUCAUGAACAUAUCCCUCGGUAUUUUGCAAAGUCCGGACCAGUCGAUGCAGACCCUAGAAAAACAAAAAAGGAUGGUGGCGGCAAGGGAAAUUGGGGUCGUUCAGGUGAUGAGGUGCAAGAUUAUGAAUAUAAUUUUACCAAUGUUCGGCGUCACUCAAACAGUAGUGGUCAAGGACUGGCCGAUUUCAAGACUAAGUUUGAGACCAUAGAACCAGAACCUGUUUUUGAAGAGGAGCUUCAUGGCUCAUCUAGUGAGGAACAUGUUACAGGUUCCCAGUGA